Molecule: messenger RNA, 765 nt
Organism: Racocetra persica
Lineage: Eukaryota; Fungi; Glomeromycota; Glomeromycetes; Diversisporales; Gigasporaceae
Source: the annotation of a GenBank genome assembly
UUUUCUAGUCUGACAAAGGUUUCUUCCGCUCGACCAUCUAUCAUGCAACAGCGAGAUGGCUUAGCUAUUAUAUUUUACCCAACAGCUCCUUCGAGGAAAUUACUUCAAUUUCAUACUUGGAUAACAGAGUAUGAGUUAAAAUAUCAUCACUCACUCACAGAAAACAUUUCUACAACAUCUAUUGCAUCAAUUUCACCUCCUCAGAAAACUCAGGAGGAAAGAAUACUGGGUAAAGAUGGUUUUAGUAAGAUUCCUCAUGAGCUUAUGAUGAUUAUUAUGGAUAAUUUGGAAGCUACCGACAUUCUUUCUUUAUCUAUGGUGAAUAAAAAGCUUAGGGCUCAUACUCAAGAUAAUUAUCUAUGGCGUCAAAUUCUCUUUCGAAAUUAUGGAGAGUCCGCUAUAAAGGAUGAGCCAAAGCACACAUGUCGCAAAUUAAUGUGGAAAAGGACAAAACGUAGUAAGCAACCACAAGUAGAGCCCAAUUGGCAGAAGGUCUUCAUGAGAUUGUCAACUGUUAAGGUUUCAACGAAAACUGCAAUUUCGCGAGGCAAACCUGGCGCUUAUUAUCGAUAUAGAUAUUUCGAUCACAAAGCGAACGAUUUUAGUCGUUACGGUAAUAGAAUAAGACAGAGACAGCGUUCGUAUGAGAUUGAAAUGACUAUAAGUAAUGUUCCACCUGGUGUCUACGACAUAAUAUGGCGAAUGAGGAUUGAUAAGUUCUCGUGUAGACCAACCUUGACUUUUUCUACAGAUAUUUGGUUGCGU